AUGCAAAUUUUCGUCAAAACUUUAACUGGUAAAACAAUCACUUUAGAAGUAGAAUCAUCAGAUACUAUUGAUAAUGUCAAAUCUAAAAUUCAAGAUAAAGAAGGUAUUCCACCAGAUCAACAAAGAUUGAUUUUUGCUGGUAAACAAUUAGAAGAUGGAAGAACUUUAAGUGAUUACAAUAUUCAAAAAGAAUCUACUUUACAUUUAGUCUUAAGAUUAAGAGGUGGUAUGCAAAUCUUCGUUAAAACAUUAACUGGUAAAACUAUCACCUUAGAAGUUGAAUCAUCUGACACCAUUGACAACGUUAAAUCCAAAAUUCAAGAUAAAGAAGGUAUUCCACCAGAUCAACAAAGAUUGAUUUUUGCUGGUAAACAAUUAGAAGAUGGAAGAACUUUAAGUGAUUACAAUAUUCAAAAAGAAUCUACUUUACAUUUAGUCUUAAGAUUAAGAGGUGGUAUGCAAAUCUUCGUUAAAACAUUAACUGGUAAAACUAUCACCUUAGAAGUUGAAUCAUCUGACACCAUUGACAACGUUAAAUCCAAAAUUCAAGAUAAAGAAGGUAUUCCACCAGAUCAACAAAGAUUGAUUUUUGCUGGUAAACAAUUAGAAGAUGGAAGAACUUUAAGUGAUUACAAUAUUCAAAAAGAAUCUACUUUACAUUUAGUCUUAAGAUUAAGAGGUGGUAUGCAAAUCUUCGUUAAAACAUUAACUGGUAAAACUAUCACCUUAGAAGUUGAAUCAUCUGACACCAUUGACAACGUUAAAUCCAAAAUUCAAGAUAAAGAAGGUAUUCCACCAGAUCAACAAAGAUUGAUUUUUGCUGGUAAACAAUUAGAAGAUGGAAGAACUUUAAGUGAUUACAAUAUUCAAAAAGAAUCUACUUUACAUUUAGUCUUAAGAUUAAGAGGUGGUAUGCAAAUCUUCGUUAAAACAUUAACUGGUAAAACUAUCACCUUAGAAGUUGAAUCAUCUGACACCAUUGACAACGUUAAAUCCAAAAUUCAAGAUAAAGAAGGUAUUCCACCAGAUCAACAAAGAUUGAUUUUUGCUGGUAAACAAUUAGAAGAUGGAAGAACUUUAAGUGAUUACAAUAUUCAAAAAGAAUCUACUUUACAUUUAGUUUUGAGAUUAAGAGGUGGUAUGCAAAUUUUCGUUAAAACCUUAACUGGUAAAACUAUCACCUUAGAAGUAGAAUCAUCAGACACCAUCGACAACGUUAAAUCAAAAAUUCAAGAUAAAGAAGGUAUUCCACCAGAUCAACAAAGAUUAAUUUUUGCUGGUAAACAAUUAGAAGAUGGAAGAACUUUAUCUGACUAUAACAUUCAAAAAGAAUCAACUUUACAUUUAGUUUUAAGAUUAAGAGGUGGUAUGCAAAUCUUCGUUAAAACUUUAACUGGUAAAACCAUCACAUUAGAAGUUGAAUCAUCAGACACCAUUGACAAUGUCAAAUCCAAAAUUCAAGAUAAAGAAGGUAUUCCACCAGAUCAACAAAGAUUAAUCUUCGCUGGUAAACAAUUAGAAGAUGGAAGAACUUUAUCUGACUACAACAUUCAAAAAGAAUCAACUUUACAUUUAGUCUUAAGAUUAAGAGGUGGUAUGCAAAUCUUCGUUAAAACCUUAACUGGUAAAACCAUUACCUUAGAAGUUGAAUCAUCAGACACCAUCGAUAACGUUAAAUCAAAAAUUCAAGAUAAAGAAGGUAUUCCACCAGAUCAACAAAGAUUAAUUUUCGCUGGUAAACAAUUAGAAGAUGGAAGAACUUUAUCUGACUAUAACAUCCAAAAAGAAUCUACUUUACAUUUAGUUUUAAGAUUAAGAGGUGGUCAAUAG
Lodderomyces jiufengensis is the source of this 1830-nucleotide messenger RNA. It is a transcript of the gene UBI4, whose product is annotated as ubiquitin. The transcript has a single exon. Gene Ontology annotation, molecular function: ubiquitin protein ligase binding; protein tag activity. NCBI's taxonomy places the organism in Eukaryota, Fungi, Ascomycota, Pichiomycetes, Serinales, Debaryomycetaceae. The record is from RefSeq and is a predicted model, not a curated record. Gene Ontology annotation, cellular component: nucleus; cytoplasm. Gene Ontology annotation, biological process: protein ubiquitination; modification-dependent protein catabolic process. The coding region runs from base 1 to 1830 and encodes 609 amino acids.